Molecule: messenger RNA, 864 nt
Organism: Procambarus clarkii (red swamp crayfish)
Lineage: Eukaryota; Metazoa; Arthropoda; Malacostraca; Decapoda; Cambaridae
Source: RefSeq, a predicted model, not a curated record
AUGCCCAAGGAUACCUGCAUGCCUGCGGGCUCCUCCAAGCAACAGCCUGUUGGACCAAGCUAUCAAUUCGAGCCUGUCCUUAGCCCCGAGCUUGGGGAACAGAACAACUCCCAGAACCCUCUCCAGACGAAAGUUACGAAUAUAGGCACAGAGGAAGUGCCAGGAGUGGCAGUAGUGACACAGAGCAGUAGCAGACCGUCAACAAGCCAGGCCGUCAACAAGCCAGGCCGUCAACAAGCCAGGCCGUCAACAAGCCAGGCCGUCAACAACCUAGGCCGUCAACAAGCCAGGCCGUCAACAAGCCAGGCCGUCAACAAGCCAGGCCGUCAACAAGCCAGACCGUCAACAACCCAGACCGUCAACAACCCAGACCGUCAACAACCCAGACCGUCAACAAGCCAGGCCGUCAACAAGCCAGGCCGUCAACAAGCCAGGCCGUCAACAACCCAGACCGUCAACAAGCCAGGCCGUCAACAAGCCAGGCCGUCAACAACCCAGACCGUCAACAAGCCAGGCCGUCAACAAGCCAGGCCGUCAACAACCCAGGCCGUCAACAAGCCAGGCCGUCAACAAGCCAGGCCGUCAACAACCCAGACCGUCAACAACCCAGACCGUCAACAACCCAGACCGUCAACAAGCCAGGCCGUCAACAAGCCAGGCCGUCAACAAGCCAGACCGUCAACAAGCCAGGCCGUCAACAAGCCAGGCCGUCAACAAGCCAGGCCGUCAACAAGCCAGACCAUCAACAACCCAGGCCGUCAACAAGCCAGACCGUCAACAAGCCACACCAUCAACAAGCCACACCAUCAACAAGCCACACCAUCAACAAGCCAAACUCUCGUCUCCCCCAACAUUACGAGGUAA